UCCUGUUCGUGCUCAAAUUCCAAGCUUCAGAAUGCUUAAUAGUAUGACGUUUUGUGCAAAGGUGGAUUAAACUCUUCACAAGUAUUUAUUAAAUAUACUUUUAAUCCGUUUGAUCUUAAUUUGCCUCUGCUUGAGGCUGAGGUAAAUAAAGCUUUUGCAGUAUUUUUAAUGAGUAACAAUAUGUGAUCUUAUAGGGUAAGUUAUCGUUCAGUUUAAUGGUCCCAAUUAAUACAAUUUAUGAUGUAAUAUUUCCUGAGGCUUUCGUCAAGCUUUGGAUUAUGCGUUACUUUUUUUCUCAUCCUUCAUUACAAAGGGGGCACUGGAAAUAAUGUGUAAAUAUUGCUAUUUAAAUGCAUGUUGGCUUCAUAACUGUGGAUGUGUCGGUGAAGCUGACUGUGACUGCCCUGCUGCACAAUACAAAAUUAAAGUGAUGCUUUUUGCUAUGAAUACAAAAAUUUUUGCAGUAAGCAGGUUUUUUCUUCUUCCACUCCCCCCCCCAAAAAAAAAAAAAAAAAAAGGAUUGAAAAGAAUAAAACUAGCGGGAGUUGCAGGCUCCCACACAACUUUGUAUUGAGAACUGAGUAAUUUUGUAUGGCUGUUUUCUACUGAGAUUUCACUGCUUGUUGGAAGUUACAGAGAAUUAUUUUAAUUUCAUAUCGGAUUUCUAAUCUAGAGCAGCUUUUUAACUAGGCUGAGAAUUAGAAUAAUUUCUGCCAGUAGAGAGGAAGAAUUAAAUAAGCUUUCCAAGUCACUUUUGCAUGUUUGCUUUUUUGUUUUAAAGGUAUAGUCCCUGCCACUUACUCUGACUUGGAGCGGUGCAAUGACAGGGAGGUUUGUGUUUUCUUUUUUUUUCCUUUUUAGAAAAGAGGCUUGGGAGGAUUCUUCUCUCACUUACCCCUUUGCAGUGUAACUUCAAGUUUUGGAUUAGUGAGACACUAUACCUGAACAAAAGCUUAACGCUUGAGAAGGGAAGGUGUUGAGAAUACUAAUCUUUAACAGUCUUCUAGUACAAAUAGAUGAGAAGACCUACCGUAUUCACAUGGUGAGUUUUGAGGCCGGGCCCUAAGGAGCUUCCUUUUGGCUGUCUUGUUUUCCAACCAGACAUUAGGUCAGAGAGAAGACAGAACUUUUUGUUCUUUGAAGUAAAAUGUAAUAUUUUCUCCUUUCCUUUUUGGUUUCUGUAUUUGCUAUAAAGACCCCCUCUACCCAACAGGAAAAUUUCAUGCCCCUGCAGACCUGCCUUCUCCACACUUGGCUGAAGGUCACCCUGAAAGUUAGCAAUAAUCUGCAUCAGAAUUCGGUGAAGUUGAGCUGAAGCAGACUGCCAGCGUGAACUUCUCCAAAAGUCUGCCAGGAAAUCGCUGUGAAGAGAGAGGCUUCCUGACCUCGUUCUUGCUACCAAAAGCGUUGGUGAAGAGACCCUAGAUCCUGCUCCUGGCUGCACACCUCCCUGAACCAGCUUGGUUUGCUGAGCUGCCAAGGUGGCAUUGCAGUGGAGGGAUAGAAACCUCUAUCUGAACAGAGCCUACCUAUGUGCUGAGGUCGGUCCUGCUCCAAGAUGAUGGCUUAAAGGUCCCACUUUUCUACGUGCCUUUUUGAAUAUCUCUGUCAUAAAGAUGUCUCACGAUCACCACAUGAACGGCUCCAUGUUGCCAACCAUGCAUCCUCCUGAACAUCACCACUCAAUGGCAGCCCCAGGACAUGGUCAUGGAUCUGACAUGAUGAUGAUGAUGGCAAUGACUUUCCACUUCAGCUAUGAGAAUGUGCCAUUGCUGUUUUCUGGACUUGUAAUCAAUACUCCUGGAGAAAUGGCUGGUGCUUUUGUGGCUGUCUUCUUCCUGGCCAUGUUUUAUGAAGGCCUUAAGAUUGCCCGAGAGUGUCUGCUCCGUAAAUCCCAAGUCAGCAUUCGCUACAACUCCAUGCCAGUGCCAGGUCCCAAUGGCACUAUCUUGAUGGAGACGCACAAAACUGUUGGACAGCAGAUGCUGAGCUUCCCUCACCUCCUGCAGACUGUACUGCACAUCAUUCAGGUCGUGGUCAGUUACUUCCUCAUGCUGAUCUUCAUGACGUACAAUGGAUACCUCUGCAUAGCUGUGGCGGCAGGGGCAGGGAUGGGCUAUUUCCUCUUCAGCUGGAAAAAGGCAGUUGUUGUGGAUAUCACGGAGCACUGCCAUUAACAUCGGAUGCUGCCCAGAAGCUUCUGCACCCCACUGCUCUCUUGAAGUGCAGCCAUCACGAGGACUGGAUCGUUCCUAAGCUGAAAGAGAAACAAUAUAAAGAAAAUCAACUGGACUUCACCACAAAUUCCUAGCUGGGGUGUAGGGAUGUGAGGAUCUGGGGUAUGCUGCUCCCCCUUGCUGCAGGCUGGCAGCAGGGUUGACUCUUGAGGGUCCUGUGGUAGCCAUUCUUGGCUAGGAUUUGCUUUAUUCUUAGAUUAUGCCGUGAUUGAAAUUAGUUGGCUGACAGAAAUGUAGAAAAUAUUCUUUUUUAAAAAAAAAAAAAUUUUAAAUUUAAAAGCUCAUCUGUGAGGGUUUUAUGAACCGUAGGUAAAGAUCAAAGUUGCCAAUGGAGCCCAUGUGUGUGAAUGGCUAUUUUAAUUUUACUUUUUUUCAAUAUGUACAUAAUGCCAAGGGAGGAGAUCUCCCUGGCAUUGUAGCUUUUGGGGCCAAUGACACCUUCUGUUGCAGAAGGACUCAGCCUCUGAGGAAGAUUUGGUGCUGCACAUCAGACAAGCUCAGGUGUGUCCUGGCAAGGGAGUACUUUGACAUAAGUAUGUGACUCGUGCUUCAGGGGGGUCUAGAUGAGUCCGUCCUCCAAGCCCAUCAGAGUAUGAUGACUGUUGUUAAUCUUCUGAUGUAUCCAGCAGCUUUACACAGCUUCAAGUGGUAACAUACGGUUUGGCUGCUUCCACUUCACAAUCAUGGAAAUACACAGAGUAGACAGAGGAUGACAAUUGUGUAUUUACAGGGCAAAAAGAUUUUAAAUAAACCAUUGAACCCGCAUUUACUUCACGUUGAAUUGCACCUGGAUGGAUCUAGAACUAGGCUUUUGGUUUACUAAAACUAGUUCUGUAAAUGAGACAAGAGCUAAAUAACGAUUUCAUGACACUAAAGGUUAAAAUGUCUGAAGAGGGCAUUCCUUGAUUGAGAUGAAGGAAGUAAACCAACAGUGUAUGAAAGAGGCAAAGUUAUUUUCAUGGAAAAAUUCUAGUCACCUCCUGAUGAGAGAUAGGAAAAGCUCUUCCCCAGUCUGAUCUUUGAAGGGAGUUAUGUCUGCAAUGGUCUGCAGAAGGACAUACUGGUGCCCUCUCUCUGCAUCUAUCAUGACGGUAAAAAUCUCUGAGCCCUCUAAGCAAUCAGGCCUCUCUGUGAGAGUGGAAAACAGACCCUUCCAACCCCUGUGUGAGAGCUGUGAGGAAAUCGUAGUGCUUGUCAGAGAAAAUUGAAGCAGUUAAGUGCUGGAGAUGGUUGUUUAUGUUUUGAAAGCUUUACACUUCAGGGGCUUGAUCCCUGAAGGAGUUCAGAGCCAACGUUGCCGACACCGCUCUGAUUGGUUUCUCUUGAACGAGAUGGAGUUGUUGCUGUUGCAGGGAUGUCUGAUUAUAGGGUAUAGUCACAAGUGGCUUUGUGUGAUGACACUAGUUACUUCAUGUACCUCUUGCUGUGUCUUUCUCUAAAAUGAACCUCUGCUUGGCCUGAUCUUCUCUCCAUCACCUUUUAGCCACCUUUCCUUGUAGUCAAGUGACCAGACUUGAAGUCUCCGAUUCAAGCGAUCAGAGAUGAAUGACUUGGAGAUUAGGCAACAGCUGUGGCUUUUACAAUAUAAAUUCGGUUCUCUUGUUAGCUUUUCUGCCUCAUUCUACGUGUAGCACCUGUGCCCUUGAAAUUGUUUCUCCCCCCGAGGAUGAGUACCUCUGUCUUGAAAGGGUCAUCUCCUGCCCACGCUCACACAGGAGAGGGCACACAGCUUUCUCCAGCGUGCAGAGAGGGAAGUGAUGCUGACCUAGCAGCAGUCACUUGGGGAGCAGGAACCCGGGCAGAAAUCUCCCAAGUGUCUAGCAAGUGCCCAAGCUACCUUCCAGCAGCCUGUAAGAAUGAUGGUUUGAGCAUUGGGCAGUACCCGAGUUAGAAAUGAGAGCCCAGGCUGGGCUUUGGGGAGAGGUGCACAAGGGAAGGUCUGAAGGGAAGGUGGUUAAGGAGAGAAGAUGGAGGGCUGUGUCCUCUCUGCUUCUGGGCUCGCUGAUACAGCGAGGCACAACUGAGAAAGGGACGUUUCCAGUCCAUGUCUCCCUGCCAGCUUUGGCCAUGCUUUCUUUUGGUUCAAUGUUGACAAUCCAGAGAAGCCACCUACCAGCCUCCCCCUGGUCCACCAGAUGCCACCGGCUGCCGUGUUCUUGGCCCAGGUUGCUGUUUGCUUUGCCAGAGUCUGAGCAAAACCUGGCCUCCCUACUGAUGACUUGUACUGGCUGCUUUUGGGGCAGUCCCAGCCUUUCUGGCGGCUGUAUUUAAAGUUGUCCUGAUAACGCUAAACUCGCAUUAGGUAGUGCUUGGAGGGAGGACUCUAAUGAUUGUAAGACUUGAGUAAAUUAAGUUCGUAUGUCAACACACAUGUAGCAUGCUUGGAACGUGAUGUCCUGAGUCUGUCUUUGUACCCCAAUGUUUGGUCUCCACACGCUGUGCCUCUGGAUUAUCAUCUUGGAACAAGUGCACAAAACAUCCGGGCUGUGUUCAUCAGCUGGCUUUUGUUGUUUUUCUUUGAGUGCCUUUUCAGUUUGUCUGGAGCCAGUCCCACCAAAUCCAGCAGGAUUUCUAGUUUUGUUUACAGUGGACUGUCAGUUUUCUUUUUACUCUUGCUCUUUGUGGCGGUAACUUGUCUAAUGUUACUGUGAAUAUCAAGAAUCUCCUGUAUAUAAUUAACCAAUAAAAUAGAUUGCAUUU
Molecule: messenger RNA, 4937 nt
Organism: Aptenodytes forsteri (emperor penguin)
Lineage: Eukaryota; Metazoa; Chordata; Aves; Sphenisciformes; Spheniscidae
Gene: SLC31A1
Product: solute carrier family 31 member 1
Exons: 7
Coding region: 1617-2177 (186 amino acids)
Biological process (GO): copper ion transmembrane transport
Cellular component (GO): membrane
Molecular function (GO): copper ion transmembrane transporter activity
Source: RefSeq, a predicted model, not a curated record